UGGACCUGACUUCUUUAACCUCCUAUCUUCAGUUUUGGGUUGUAAGAAAAUGUUCCACUCGUGGUCCGGUCCAAACAACCAGUGGGAGAUUAGUCCGAGAGAUGGCGGACAGCGUUUGUACAACUCAGCACCAUAUCCACAGAUCUGGCCUCAGCUCCGUGACCCUCAUCCCGGCAGCGCCACUCGCCAAUCUCCAACCCAGUAUGCUUACGGUGGAGGCUACGAGAGACCACAGUCCCGUGCCUGGCGUCAAUCUCAAAACACAUGGAAGGUCCAGAGCCACCUCGAGAGCUCCAAGUUCCACCUCCACCAGAGCCAGAACCAGCAGGUCAAGCAGUACCUGACGCUGGGCUCCAAGCUGGCCUCGGCGGCCGGGCAGGGCCACGCCAUCCCUCACCCGCACGGCCCCGGCCAGCUGGCCACCAUGCCCAUCAUGAGGACCGGGAACAUGGCCUCACUCAGCGACGGCAGCAACCCCACCAGCCCCGUCACCUUGCUCACCAUGGCCAGUCACGACAGCGAGUUUCCGAUGGAUGAAGUUAUCGAUGACCUUAUUAGUCUUGAGUCCGGUUUCAACGACGGGGGCUUGGAUUGCAUGGAGUCUAACAUGUUAAUGCAGAACAAUGUGUCCCUCAGUGGCAGCAUGCUGGACGUCUAUGGGGGUGAACCAGGUAUGAACGCCCCGAAUGUUGGAAUGAGCCCCACAUCUAACCCCACAAAGCUCACAGUUAAAAGGGAAUACACAGAACUUGACACAAGGGGGAUGGCCAAAGAGCGACAGAAGAAAGACAACCACAAUUUGAUCGAAAGAAGACGAAGAUACAACAUCAACUACAGGAUAAAGGAGUUGGGGACCCUCAUACCCAAAUCAAACGACCCGGACAUGCGCUGGAACAAAGGCACCAUCCUCAAAGCCUCGGUGGAGUACAUCAAGUGGAUGCAGAAGGAGCAGCAGCACGCCAGGGAGCUGGAGACCCGGCAGAAGAAGCUGGAGCAGGCCAACAGGAGGCUGCUGCUGAGGAUCCAGGAGCUUGAGAUCCAGGCUCGAGCACACGGUCUCCCAAACAUGACCACAUCCUUGGGGACAGUCGAACUCUCCUCCCACCUCCUCAAACAACAACCACAGCAGCUGUCCCCCCAGGCCCAGCAGCCCCAGCAACCUCAGCAGCCCACACUCUACCAGGAGGACCCCAACAGCGACUACCUCCAGAGGAUAGCGGCAGUGGCCGGCGUGGCCUCCAUCCCCACCGCCAGCGGCCCACAGGACCACAUCACCGGCGCCGACGGGCUCUCAACGUUCUCCGACCCGCUGUCCCACUUCACAGACUUCUUCAGCUCCACGCUCAAGGAGGAGCACCGGCUGGACGAGAUCGUCAUGGACGACCUGCUGUCGCCGUUCGGCACCGACCCGCUCCUGUCGGCCGGCUCGCCCGGAGCUGCGUCCAAGGACAGUAGUCGCCGGAGCAGCUUCAGCUCUGCCGGAGGGGACGACCUAUAA
Molecule: messenger RNA, 1498 nt
Organism: Limanda limanda (common dab)
Lineage: Eukaryota; Metazoa; Chordata; Actinopteri; Pleuronectiformes; Pleuronectidae
Gene: tfec
Product: transcription factor EC
Exons: 9
Coding region: 50-1498 (482 amino acids)
Biological process (GO): regulation of transcription by RNA polymerase II
Cellular component (GO): nucleus
Molecular function (GO): protein dimerization activity; DNA-binding transcription factor activity, RNA polymerase II-specific; RNA polymerase II cis-regulatory region sequence-specific DNA binding
Source: RefSeq, a predicted model, not a curated record